Messenger RNA from Ochotona princeps (American pika), 2463 nucleotides. It is a transcript of the gene ABCF3, whose product is annotated as ATP binding cassette subfamily F member 3. Gene Ontology annotation, molecular function: ATP binding; ATP hydrolysis activity. Bases 107 to 2236 code for a protein of 709 amino acids. Lineage: Eukaryota; Metazoa; Chordata; Mammalia; Lagomorpha; Ochotonidae. The record is from RefSeq and is a predicted model, not a curated record. The transcript is spliced from 21 exons.
UACACUUGCGCUUUGGGAAUGGAGGAGCGCGCUUUCCGGGGAGGGUAGAGGGCGGGUCCAGGCCGAGGUCUCAACGCGACUGCGCAGACGGGAUGCCUCCUGGAAGAUGGCGACCUGCGCCGAGAUCCUACGGAGCGAGUUCCCGGAAAUUGACGGACAGGUCUUCGACUACGUGACUGGUGUGUUGCACAGCGGCAGCGCGGAUUUCGAGUCUGUGGAUGAUCUGGUGGAAGCCGUGGGGGAACUGUUGCAGGAGGUGUCCGGGGACAGCAAGGAUGACGCGGGCAUCAGAGCCGUGUGCCAGCGCAUGUACAACACUCUGCGCCUCGCCGAGCCACCAAGUCAAGGAAACAGCCAGGUGCUGCUGGACGCCCCCAUCCAGCUGUCAAAGAUAACGGAGAGCUACGACUGUGACCCCAGACUUCCAGGAUUGCUAAAGAGAGAACAGUCCUCGACGGUGAACGCCAAGAAGCUAGAGAAGGCCGAAGCGCGCCUGAAGGCCAAGCAGGAAAAACGCUCAGAGAAGGAUAGCCUCAAGACCAGCGGCCCUCCAGUCUUGGAAGAGGCAUCUGCAAGCCAGGCAGGGAGCAGGAAAGAGAGUCGGCUGGAAUCUUCUGGCAAGAACAAGUCCUAUGAUGUGCGCAUCGAGAACUUCGACGUGUCUUUUGGCGAUCGGGUACUGCUGGCCGGAGCUGACGUGAACCUGGCGUGGGGCCGCCGCUAUGGGCUGGUGGGGCGAAAUGGCCUGGGAAAGACGACGCUGCUGAAGAUGCUGGCCACCCGGAGCCUGCGGGUACCGUCUCACAUUUCCCUGCUGCACGUGGAGCAGGAGGUGGCGGGAGACGACACUCCUGCCCUCCAGAGUGUGCUGGAGAGUGACAGUGUGCGGGAGGACCUGCUGCGGAGGGAACGGGAGCUCAGCAGCCAGAUUGCUGCGGGCAGGGCCGAAGGCACUGAGGCUGCACAGCUGGCAGAAAUCUAUGCGAAACUGGAGGAGAUUGAAGCAGACAAGGCACCUGCCCGGGCCUCUGUCAUCCUCGCUGGGCUUGGCUUUACUCCUAAGAUGCAGCAGCAGCCCACCCGGGAGUUCUCGGGCGGCUGGAGAAUGAGACUGGCCCUAGCCCGGGCCCUGUUUGCUAGGCCAGAUCUCCUGCUGCUAGAUGAACCUACAAACAUGUUGGACGUGAGGGCCAUCCUGUGGCUGGAGAACUACCUGCAGACAUGGCCCUCCACCAUCCUAGUCGUCUCCCACGACCGCAACUUCCUGAAUGCCAUUGCCACCGACAUCAUCCACUUGCACAGCCAGCGGUUAGAUGGUUACCGCGGUGACUUUGAGACCUUCAUCAAGAGCAAGCAGGAGCGGCUGCUCAACCAGCAGCGGGAAUAUGAGGCCCAGCAGCAGUAUCGCCAGCACAUCCAGGUUUUCAUCGAUCGAUUUCGCUAUAAUGCCAACAGAGCUUCUCAAGUGCAGAGUAAACUCAAGAUGCUGGAGAAGCUACCAGAACUGAAACCUGUGGACAAGGAAUCGGAAGUUGUGCUGAAGUUUCCUGAUGGGUUCGAGAAGUUCUCCCCACCAAUCCUUCAGCUAGACGAGGUGGAUUUCCACUACGACCCUAAGCAUGUCAUCUUUAGUCGUCUGUCUGUCUCUGCUGACCUUGAGUCCCGCAUCUGUGUGGUUGGAGAGAAUGGAGCUGGGAAAUCGACUAUGCUGAAGCUGCUCAUGGGGGACCUAGCACCCGUCCGAGGUGUCAGGCAUGCUCACAGGAACCUGAAGAUUGGUUAUUUCAGCCAGCACCACGUGGAGCAGCUGGACCUGAACGUCAGCGCCGUGGAACUACUGGCACGCAAGUUUCCCGGGCGGCCUGAGGAGGAGUAUCGGCACCAGCUGGGCCGGUAUGGCAUCUCUGGAGAACUGGCCAUGCGUCCUGUUGCAAGCUUAUCUGGGGGCCAGAAGAGCCGGGUGGCCUUUGCCCAGAUGACCAUGCCCUGUCCCAACUUCUACAUUCUGGACGAACCCACCAACCACCUGGACAUGGAGACGAUUGAAGCUCUAGGCCGCGCACUCAACAACUUCAGGGGUGGCGUGAUUCUGGUGUCCCACAACGAGCGCUUCAUACGGCUGGUGUGCCGAGAACUGUGGGUGUGCGAAGGAGGCGGUGUCACUCGGGUUGAAGGGGGCUUUGACCAGUACCGGGCCCUCCUGCAGGAACAGUUCCGCCGGGAGGGCUUCUUCUAGAGCCCAGGACAUGGACUCAUCCCCCAGGCCCCUGAAUCGCCAUGACUUCCCCCAGCGUGGGACAGCCUUAGCCCUGGACACCUCUUUCCACUGUGCAGUGUGGAGGACUAAUCUGCCCAGGCAGGAGCUGGGACUGCCUUCUAGAGUUAGGGGUACCCCCUGGCCACAGUUCUGACUGGACCCAGGUGGUUGCUAUGUAAAUUAAACCCUCCUGGCACCUCCUUGGC